Penicillium brevicompactum is the source of this 1464-nucleotide messenger RNA. Its product is annotated as putative MFS transporter. Gene Ontology annotation, cellular component: membrane. The record is from RefSeq and is a predicted model, not a curated record. The coding region runs from base 1 to 1464 and encodes 487 amino acids. Gene Ontology annotation, molecular function: transmembrane transporter activity. NCBI's taxonomy places the organism in Eukaryota, Fungi, Ascomycota, Eurotiomycetes, Eurotiales, Aspergillaceae. Gene Ontology annotation, biological process: transmembrane transport. The transcript has 4 exons.
AUGUCCAAAGAAGUCGAGACCGGGCCUUUGCCCGAGAAGCAAGACCUUCCUGUGACUAUUGCAAGCGUGGACAUCGACCCCGAAGCCGAGCGUGCCUUAGUAUGGAAGUUUGACCUUCGCCUUCUCCCUGUGUUGGCAAUUAUGUAUCUUUUCAACAGCCUGGAUAAAUCAAAUCUAGGAAAUGCUAAAACUGCUGGACUUGUUGAAACACUCGGCCUAAAAGGCAAUCAGUACAACUUACUUUUGAGCAUCUUCUUCGUACCUUAUGUCUUGACUGCGCCUUUCCUGGGCCUUCUGGGAAAGAAGUACGGUCCCAACCUCGUUCUUCCUUGUAUGAUGCUUGGAUUCGGCAUUUGCACCAUCCUCGUGGUUGCCGCGUUCAACUUCAGCGGUCUCUUCGCGAUUCGCUGGUUCUUGGGAAUGGCAGAGAGCGCAUUCUUCCCAUUGGUGAUUUACUACCAAACGACCUUCUAUCGUCGUGGCGAGCUGGCUCGCCGCCUCGCUAUCUUCUACGCCGCCCAAACUAUCGCAUCUGCUUUCUCGGGCUUGUUAGCCUUCGGCAUCUUCCGCAUUGAAUCAGGACCUUUGGCUCCGUGGCGCUAUCUCUUUCUGAUUGAAGGCUGUGGCACCGUCCUCUUCGCUUUGUUUGCUCUCUGGUACUUGCCUAAAUCCGCUUCCGAGGCGACUUUCUUGACCCCCGCAGAGAAAGAACUGGCCUAUCUGCGGUUGCAGAUUGACAGUUCUUCCGUGGUGAAUGAGAAGCUCGACAUUCGUGAUGCCUUCCGGGUAUUCAAGCACUGGAUGAGUUGGGCGAUUCUGGCCAUCCAGAUCUGUCUCGGUGUGCCUUUGCAAUCGGUGCAGCUCUUUCUGCCAGUCAUCAUCCAGCGUCUGGGCUACAGCACGGUCAAGACUAAUCUCUACACUGUUGCCCCCAACAUCUCGGGUGCUGUGGUCCUUCUUAUCCUGGCCUUCGGCAGUGACUAUACGAAAUGGCGAUUCCCGUUCAUCGCAGCUGGCUUCUUGUUUACCUUCAUUGGUUUUAUCAUUUACGCCACCAUCGAUGUUGAAAAUGAUCUUGGAGUGGCGUACUUUGCCUCGUUUUUGAUGACAUGGGGUACCUCUGCACCAUCAGUUCUGUUGGACGCUUGGUAUAACAACAACACCGCCAACGAAGGUCGCCGAGUAGUGUUGACCAGUAUUGCGGUCCCCAUGGCCAACUUGAUGGGUGUUGUCAGCUCCAACAUCUUCCGCACACAGGAUUCACCUGAAUAUCUUCCUGCGUUGAUCACCACCGCUUCGUUCGGUGGCUGCGGUAUCGUCUUGACCCUCUGUGUCGGGCUCUGGAUGAUGGCAGAUAACCGACGACGAGAUCGACUGCAAGGCGUCAAAAUGAAUGCAAGGGAUGUGCCGACCGAGCUCCUCAAUGAUGGACCAGCCAGUGAUGACUUCAGAUGGUUCUAUUAA